Molecule: messenger RNA, 4517 nt
Organism: Hevea brasiliensis (rubber tree)
Lineage: Eukaryota; Viridiplantae; Streptophyta; Magnoliopsida; Malpighiales; Euphorbiaceae
Product: ABC transporter B family member 11
Exons: 14
Coding region: 489-4340 (1283 amino acids)
Biological process (GO): transmembrane transport
Cellular component (GO): membrane
Molecular function (GO): ATP binding; ATP hydrolysis activity; ABC-type transporter activity
Source: RefSeq, a predicted model, not a curated record
AAAAUUUUCUAUAGCAUCAACUCUAACAAGGGCAAGAAAAAACUAGCCCUUCAGAGCUCAAAUGUGAUAAUAAAUCUGCCAUUGCUAUCGUUGAAAAUCCUAUUCAGCAUGGCAAGACCAAACACAUAAGGUUAAGUUCCACUACUACAUUCGAGAAGCAGAUAAGAAUUUGGAGAAUAAAUUUGUUCAUUACAGUUAUGAGGAGCACCUAGCAAACAUUUUAACAGAAGCAUUUCCAGGGGCAAGAUUUUCGAUUCUGAGAUUAUUGCUAGGAAGGUUAGAGGUAAUUAAGACUCGAAGCUUGAAGAGGCGGGAGCUAGCUUAUGUACGGCAGGCGCCAACUGUAUCAAGUUCACAAGCCAAACAUAUUAGAAACUGCUCACCAUUAUUAUCCUUCAAUUCUUCUGCCUCAGGCUAAAUUCUCUGCAAAGUUCUGCGCCUUCUGAUACUAAUUCAAUUUCUGAGUUUCAUAUCUUGGGAUUAGAAUUAUGGCUGAGGAGAACGGGGAUCCCAGGAUGCAUGAGGCCAACACAUCAAAUUCUCAGGAGCAGGAGAAACACUCCAGCUCCAACGGGAGCAAAGAGAAUGACAAAGAGAAAGCUAAGACAGUUCCUUUUCUUAAGCUCUUCUCCUUUGCAGAUUCCACUGAUGUCUUGUUGAUGAUUACUGGCACGGUUGGUGCCAUUGGGAAUGGAGUGUCUAUGCCUCUAAUGUCGUUGCUAUUGGGACAAAUGAUUGAUUCCUUUGGAGGAAACCAGAGUGAUAAAGAUAUAGUUAAUAUAGUUUCCAAGGUCUCUCUAAAAUAUGUCUACUUGGCAGUAGGAGCUGGAGCAGCAGCCUUUCUUCAGGUGACCUGCUGGAUGGUCACAGGGGAAAGACAGGCAGCACGAAUAAGGAGUUACUAUUUGAAAACUAUAUUGAGACAAGAUAUUGCUUUCUUUGAUAAAGAAACAAAUACGGGAGAGGUUGUUGGUAGAAUGUCUGGUGAUACUGUUCUUAUACAAGAUGCAAUGGGUGAAAAGGUUGGAAAAUUUCUGCAGCUGAUGGCAACAUUCAUUGGGGGUUUUGUAAUAGCAUUUGUCAAAGGGUGGAUGCUUGCCCUUGUCAUGUUAUCUGCUAUUCCCCUGCUAGUUCUAGCUGGUGCAACUGUGUCCAUUUUGAUAUCCAGGAUGGCAACUCGUGGACAAAAUGCUUAUGCAGAAGCAGCUACUGUAGUAGAACAGACAAUUGGCUCAAUUAGAACUGUUGCAUCUUUUACUGGAGAGAAGCGGGCCAUUAGUGUUUACAACAAGUAUCUCCAAAUUGCUUACAAAUCAGGUGCACACGAAGGCUUUGCUUCUGGAGUAGGUAUUGGCAUAGUCAUGUUAGUUGUAUUCAGUAGCUAUGCCAUGGCUGUGUGGUUUGGCGCAAAGAUGAUAUUAGAAAAAGGAUAUAGUGGAGGACAAGUUAUUAAUGUGAUUGUUGCCGUGUUGACUGGUUCGAUGUCCCUGGGGCAGACAUCCCCUUGUAUGAGCGCAUUUGCUUCUGGUCAAGCCGCAGCGUAUAAAAUGUUUGAGACUAUUGAUAGGAAGCCAGAAAUAGAUGCUUAUGAUACAAGUGGAAGAGUAUUGGAUGACAUUCAUGGAGAUAUAGAAUUGAAAGAUGUAUAUUUCAGUUAUCCAGCUAGACCGGAUGAGGAGAUAUUCAGUGGAUUCUCUCUUUCCAUCCCAAGUGGCACGACUGCAGCAUUGGUUGGGCACAGUGGAAGUGGGAAAUCAACAGUAAUCAGCCUGAUAGAGAGAUUUUAUGAUCCAAAAUCUGGUGAAAUUCUUAUAGAUGGCAUUAACCUCAAAGAAUUUCAACUUAAAUGGAUUAGAGGAAAAAUUGGUCUUGUCAGCCAGGAACCGGUGUUGUUUUCUUCUAGCAUCAAGGACAAUAUUGCAUAUGGGAAGGAUGGUGCUACUAUUGAAGAGAUAAGAGCUGCAGCUGAACUUGCCAAUGCUGCAAAAUUCAUUGAUAAACUACCUCAGGGACUUGAUACCAUGGUUGGUGAGCAUGGAACUCAGCUAUCUGGUGGUCAGAAGCAGAGAAUUGCAAUUGCAAGAGCAAUCCUGAAGGACCCUCGAAUUUUACUUUUAGAUGAAGCUACCAGUGCACUUGAUGCAGAAUCUGAAAGGGUAGUUCAAGAGGCACUAGACAGGAUUAUGGUCAACCGAACUACUGUUAUUGUUGCCCAUCGUUUGACCACUGUGAGAAAUGCUGAUAUGAUUGCUGUCAUUCAUAGAGGAAAGAUGGUCGAAAAAGGCACGCACUCAGAACUGCUUGAGGAUCCUGAUGGAGCAUACACUCAGCUUAUACGCUUACAGGAAGUAAAUAAAGAGACAGAACAAGCACCACAGGAUUACAGCAGGUCAGAAAUUUCUAUGGAAUCAUUUAGACAGUCAAGUCAAAGAAGGUCAUUGCGCCGUUCCAUAAGUAGGGGAUCAUCAAGAAAUAGCAGCCACCACUCGCUUUCACUCUCAUUUGGUUUACCCACAGGAUUCAAUGGCCCUGAAAAUGACCUUGCAGAUGUAGAAGAUUUUCCAUCAAAAGAACAAAUUCCAGAGGUCCCCAUCCGCCGCCUUGCCUAUCUCAACAAGCCAGAACUUCCAGUUCUUAUUGUUGGCACUAUUGCUGCAAGCAUAAAUGGUACAAUACUUCCAAUUUAUGGUAUACUGAUCUCGAAAGCAAUCAAAACAUUUUUUGAACCACCUCAUGAACUGAGAAAGGAUUCAAAGUUCUGGGCACUGAUGUUUACGACCCUUGGUCUUGCGUCAUUUGUGGUACACCCAUUCAGAACAUACUUCUUUUCUGUAGCUGGGUCCAAGUUAAUACAACGGAUCAGGUCCAUGUGUUUUGAGAAGGUGGUUCACAUGGAGAUUGGUUGGUUUGAUGAGCCUGAGCACUCAAGUGGUGCAAUUGGUGCCAGGCUCUCAACAGAUGCAGCAACAGUGAGAGCCCUAGUCGGAGAUGCAUUAGCUCAGAUGGUUCAAAACAUUGCAACAGCAGUGGCUGCUAUGGUCAUUGCUUUCACUGCAAGUUGGCAACUAGCAUUCAUUAUCCUUGCAUUAAUCCCUCUGAUAGGUGUCAAUGGAGUAGUCCAAGUAAAGUUCAUGAAAGGAUUCAGUGCAGAUGCCAAGAUGAUGUACGAAGAAGCUAGCCAAGUUGCUAAUGAUGCAGUCGGGAGUAUAAGAACGGUUGCUUCUUUCUGUGCUGAAGAGAAGGUGAUGCAACUGUAUGAAAAGAAAUGUGAGGGGCCUAUGUGGACUGGAGUAAGGCUAGGAUUGAUCAGCGGCAUAGGAUUUGGACUGUCCUCCUUCUUUUUGUUCUGUUUCUAUGCAACUAGUUUCUAUGCGGGAGCAAGACUGGUUGAGGGUGGCCACAUUACAUUUGCAGAUGUCUUUCAAGUUUUCUUUGCUUUGACUAUGGCAGCUGUAGGAAUUUCUCAGUCAAGUUCCAUCGGUACUGAUUCCACCAAAGCGAAGGCUGCUGCUGCCUCUGUGUUUGCAAUCAUAGACAGGAAGUCAAAAAUAGACCCUAGUGAUGAGUCAGGAACAACAAUAGAAAAUGUAAGAGGAGAAAUUGAGCUUCAUCAUGUAAGCUUUAAGUAUCCAUCUAGGCCAGAUAUUCAGAUUUUCCGGGACCUCAGCUUAACUAUUCGUUCUGGGAAGACUGUUGCCCUGGUUGGAGAAAGUGGGAGUGGUAAAUCUACAGUAAUUGCAUUGUUGCAGAGAUUUUAUGAUCCGGAUUCAGGUCAUAUCACACUUGAUGGAAUUGAAAUUCAGAAGUUGCAAUUGAGGUGGUUAAGGCAGCAGAUGGGGCUCGUCAGCCAAGAGCCUGUUUUAUUCAAUGACACAAUCCGUGCCAACAUUGCGUAUGGAAAGGAAGGAGAUGCAACCGAAGCAGAAAUUAUAGCUGCAGCAGAAUUGGCCAAUGCCCACAAAUUCAUAAGUGGUUUACAACAGGGGUAUGAAGCCGCAGUAGGGGAGCGAGGAGUCCAGCUGUCUGGAGGACAGAAGCAAAGGGUAGCCAUAGCUCGUGCCAUAGUCAAGAGUCCAAAGAUACUGCUAUUAGAUGAGGCCACCAGUGCUUUAGAUGCUGAAUCAGAGAGAGUAGUUCAAGAUGCACUAGACCGAGUGAUGGUGAACAGGACUACGGUGGUGGUAGCUCAUCGGUUAUCGACGAUCAAGAAUGCAGAUGUUAUUGCAGUGGUUAAGAAUGGAGUUAUUGUGGAGAAAGGAAGGCAUGAGACUCUGAUCAACAUCAAAGAUGGUUUCUACGCCUCCCUGGUAGCACUUCACAUGAGUGCUCAAACUGCAUAAGCUAUAAUUAGGUUUUCUAUUUAUGGUCAAAAGAGACUCGAAUUCUACGAAUAGAAUGGAACUUGAAAUGUAAAUGUUUCCUUCUCUUUCUCUCUCUUUGAUUGAGAUUAAUAGUUGUUAAGUGCAACAUAUUUCCUGAUAAAUUAAUAAAAGCAAAAAUAUAUAAAUUUAUAAGUA